This is a messenger RNA of Pseudophryne corroboree (corroboree frog), 5386 nucleotides long. Its product is annotated as zinc finger protein 268-like. The transcript is spliced from 7 exons. Gene Ontology annotation, molecular function: DNA-binding transcription factor activity, RNA polymerase II-specific; RNA polymerase II cis-regulatory region sequence-specific DNA binding. The record is from RefSeq and is a predicted model, not a curated record. Gene Ontology annotation, biological process: regulation of transcription by RNA polymerase II. The coding region runs from base 235 to 4065 and encodes 1276 amino acids. NCBI's taxonomy places the organism in Eukaryota, Metazoa, Chordata, Amphibia, Anura, Myobatrachidae. Gene Ontology annotation, cellular component: nucleus.
UACACAGUAGUGAAGAAGACAUCCAGUGAGUGUGAGAUACUCAACAGCCAUCCCCGUGUGUCAGGAGGACUGAGUAGAACCCAGAGCCCAAUCACGGUGCCUCCACCUGACUCACUGACACAUGAGAGACACAAUGACCAAAAGAUCCUGGAACUCACCAACAAGAUCAUUCAGCUGCUGACUGGAGAGGAGGUGGAGUGUAUAGAGGAACACAGGGGUCUGUACAAGGACUUGAUGAUGGAGAAUCACCGGCCCCACACAUCACUGGAAGGACCCAGUAACAGAGAUACCCCAGAGAGAUGUCCCCGUCCUCUGUAUUCCCAGGACUGUACAGAGGAGAAUCACAGGAUCCCACAGGAGGAUCAGGGUGAAGCCCAAUUAAAUAAUAUUAAAAUCAAAGAUACAGAGGGAGAAGAAGAGACAUAUGUGACUGAUAUAAAGGCAGAAGAUACAGAGGGAGAAGAAGAGACGUAUGUGACUGAUAUAAAGGCAGAAGAUAUAGAUGGAGAAGAAGAGACGUAUGUGACUGAUAUAAAGGCAGAAGAUAUAGAGGGAGAAGAAAAGACGUAUGUGACUGAUAUAACGGCAGAAGAUAUAGAUGGAGAAGAAGAGACGUAUGUGACUGAUAUAAAGGCAGAAGAUAUAGAGGGAGAAGAAGAGACGUAUGUGACUGAUAUAAAGGCAGAAGAUACAGAGGGAGAAGAAGAGACGUAUGUGACUGAUAUAAAGGCAGAAGAUAUAGGGGGAGAAGAAGAGACGUAUGUGACUGAUAUAAAGGCAGAAGAUAUAGGGGGAGAAGAAGAGACGUAUGUGACUGAUAUAAAGGCAGAAGAUACAGAAGGAGAAGAAGAGACGUAUGUGACUGAUAUAAAGGCAGAAGAUAUAGAGGGAGAAGAAGAGAUGUAUGUGACUGAUAUAAAGGCAGAAGAUAUAGAGGGAGAAGAAGAGACGUAUGUGACUGAUAUGAAGGCAGAAGAUACAGAGGGAGAAGAAGAGACGUAUGUGACUGAUAAAAAGGCAGAAGAUAUAGAUGGAGAAGAGGAGACGUAUGUGACUGAUAUAAAAGCAGAAGAUACAGAGGGAGAAGAAGAGACGUAUGUGACUGAUAUAAAGGCAGAAGAUAUAGAGGGAGAAGAAGAGACGUAUGUGACUGAUAUAAAGGCAGAAGAUAUAGAGGGAGAAGAAGAGACGUAUGUGACUGAUAUAAAGGCAGAAGAUAUAGAGGGAGAAGAAGAGACAUAUGUGACUGAUAUAAAGGCAGAAGCUAUAGAGGGAGAAGAAGAGACGUAUGUGACUGAUAUGAAGGCAGAAGAUAUUGCGGGAGAAGAAGAAACGUAUGUGACUGAUAUGAAGGCAGAAGAUACAGAGCGAGAAGAAGAGACGUAUGUGACCGAUAUAAAGACAGAAGAUAUAGAGGGAGAAGAAGAGACGUAUGUGACUGAUAUAAAGGCAGAAGAUACAGAGGGAGAAGAAGAGACGUAUGUGACUGAUAUAGAGACAGAAGAUACUGAGGAAGAAGAAGAGACGUAUCUGAAGGGUGAUCAGCAGUGUAAGGAGGAGGAGAUCCCUACAGAUAUCAGCACAGCAGGUGGACACACAAGCAGGAAUAUCUCAGAAGGACAUCUAAUGUUAUCCCCGGAUUGUGACAUAAAAGAUAAUGACAGUAGACAGGAUUCUCCAGGAGAUAACCCCAUUACCCCAAUUAUACAUCCAGCUCUAUCAGCUGAUCCCUCUGAUCCAGUGAAAUGUUCUCCUGAUCACUCUGAUAUUGGUGCAUCUGUUACAGCUCUGAGAGUAGAUAAUGAGUUUCCCUGUUCUGUAGAUGCCAAAUGUUUUACACAGAACACAAACCUUAUUACCCAUCAUCCAGCUAAGGCAGGUGAGAGGCCAUUUCCAUGUUCUGAGUGUGGGAAAUGUUUUACAUAUAAAUCAUAUCUUGUUACACAUCAGAGAAAUCACACAGGUGAGAAGCCGUUUUCCUGUUCUGAGUGUGGGAAAUGUUUUGCAUGGAAAUCAGCUCUUGUUAAACAUCAGAAAAGUCACUCAGGUGAGAAGCCGUUUUCCUGUUCUGAGUGUGGGAAAUGUUUUACACAGAAAUCAGCUCUUGUUCCACAUCAGAGAAGUCACACAGGUGAGAAGCCGUAUUCCUGUUCUGAGUGUGGGAAAUGUUUUACACAGAAAUCAGCUCUUGUUCCACAUCAGAGAAGUCACACAGGUGUGAAGCCGUUUUCCUGUUCUGAGUGUGGGAAAUGUUUCGCAUUUAAAUCAGUUCUUGUUAAACAUCAGAAAAGUUACUCAGGUGAGAAGCCGUAUUCCUGUUCUGAGUGUGGGAAAUGUUUUACACAGAAAUCAUCUCUUGUUACACAUCAGAGAAGUCACACAGGUGAGAAGCCGUUUUCCUGUUCUGAGUGUGGGAAAUGUUUUGCACAGAAAUCAUCUCUUGUUACACAUCAGAGAAGUCACACAGGUGAGAAGCCGUAUUCCUGUUCUGAGUGUGGGAAAUGUUUUGCACGGAAAUCAGAUCUUGCUACACAUCAGAGAAGUCACACAGGUGAGAAGCCAUUUCCAUGUUCUGAGUGUGGGAAAUGUUUUACAUCUAAAUCAUAUCUUGUUAGACAUGAGAGAAGUCACACAGGUGAGAGGCCAUUUUCCUGUUCUGAGUGUGGGAAAUGUUUUGCAUGUAAAUCAGUUCUUGUUACACAUCAGAGAAGUCACACAGGUGAGAAGCCGUAUUCCUGUUCUGAGUGUGGGAAAUGUUUUUCAUCGAAAUCACAUCUUGUUAGUCAUCAGAGAAGUCACACAGGUGAGAAGCCAUAUUCCUGUUCUGAGUGUAGGAAAUGUUUUGCACGGAAACCAGCUCUUGUUAUACAUCAGAGAAGUCACACAGGUGAGAAGCCAUAUUCCUGUUCUGAGUGUAGGAAAUGUUUUGCACGGAAACCAGCUCUUGUUAUACAUCAGAGAAGUCACACAGGUGAGAAGCCGUAUUCCUGUUCUGAGUGUGGGAAAUGUUUUGCACACAAAUCACAUUUUGUUAUACAUCAGAGAAGUCACACAGGUGAGAUGCCGUAUUCCUGUUCUGAGUGUGGGAAAUGUUAUUCAUCGAAACCAGAUCUUGUUAUACAUCAGAGAAGUCACACAGGUGAGAAGCCAUAUUCCUGUUCUGAGUGUGGGAAAUGUUUUGCAUGGAAAUCACAUCUUGUUACUCAUCAGAGAAGUCACACAGGUGAGAAGCCAUAUUCCUGUUCUGAGUGUAGGAAAUGUUUUGCACGGAAACCAGCUCUUGUUAUACAUCAGAGAAGUCACACAGGUGAGAAGCCAUAUUCCUGUUCUGAGUGUGGGAAAUGUUUUUCACACAAAUCACAUUUUGUUAUACAUCAGAGAAGUCACACAGGUGAGAUGCCGUAUUCCUGUUCUGAGUGUGGGAAAUGUUAUUCAUCGAAACCAGAUCUUGUUAUACAUCAGAGAAGUCACACAGGUGAGAAGCCAUAUUCCUGUUCUGAGUGUGGGAAAUGUUUUGCAUGGAAAUCACAUCUUGUUAUACAUCAGAGAAGUUACACAGGUGAGAAGCCGUAUUCCUGUUCUGAGUGUGGGAAAUGUUUUGCACACAAAUCACAUUUAGUUAUACAUCAGCGAAGUCACACAGGUGAGAAGCCAUUUUCCUGUUCUGAGUGUGGGAAAUGUUUUUCAUCGACAUCACAUCUUGUUAUACAUCAGAGAAAUCACACAGGUGAGAAGCCGUAUUCCUGUUCUGAGUGUGGGAAAUGUUUUUCAUCGACAUCACAUUUUGUUAUACAUCAGAGAAGUCACACAGGUGAGAAGCCGUAUUCCUGUUCUGAGUGUGGGAAAUGUUUUUCAUCGACAUCACAUCUUGUUAGACAUCAGAGGAGUCACACAGGUGAGAAGCCAUUUUCCUGUUCUGAUUGUGGGAAAUGUUUUUCAUCGACAUCACAUCUUGUUAGACAUCAGAGAAGUCACACAGGUGAGAAGCCAUAUUCCUGUUCUGAGUGUGGGAAAUGUUUUGCACGGAAAUCAGUUCUUGUUAAACAUCAGCGAUUUCACAGAUGAGAGGCCAUUUUCAUGCUGUGAGAGAAAUAAAUCUGCUCUUGUUGAACAUAUUAGACAUUACCCAAGUACGGAACCAUUUACAUCUUCUGGAGUAUAAUUAUCACUGUCGUCCAAUGUUCCUCAAGGGUGAAUCCGAUCUCUUAUGCUUUAUAAAAUAUACAUGCUACCACUGGGUGAUAUAAUCAGACGUCAUGGCCUGGUCUACCACUGCUAUGCAGAUGACCUGCUUUUUGCACCAUGUACUGAGAACCUAAUACCAAUCCUAAAUGGUUGUCUAGCUGAGCGCCAGGGGUGGAUGAUGCCAGUUGGCUGUGACUCAGUCUUUGUGAAACAUAAUAGAAGCUCCCGAACAAAGGACAAGCUUUACCAACCAUCUGGAUUUAUGCUUUGGUGUUCAGAAUUGCAAAAUACUGAACAUGUGCUGAAUCUUUGUGUUGUCCUGGUAUGUGGCUGACACAGACAUCAGGUAUCCACCACAUACAAAUCCUCGUUCUUUCAUCUGUGGACCAUAGCCAGAAUCAAGCACUUGAUUCCCUCAGAAGUUCAUAGACUACUGCAAUGCCAUCUACCUGGGUCUCCCAGCAAAAGAAUUACAGAGCUUGCAGCUAGUACAGAAUGCAGCAGCCAAGCUGUUACCUAACCAGCUAAUUCCUGCCACAUAACACCCAUUCUCUACUCCCUUCACCGGCUGCCUGUAAGAUGACAAAUCUAUUUCAUAAUUGGCUAACUGACCUUCCCAGCCCAACAUUACAUGGUCCAAGGUACUAGAAGCAGCUUCUGCCUCCUUACUGCCCUGCUUGCUUGCUUGCUUGCUUGCUUCUACAGAUGGACUGUUACCAGCAGUACCAAGAAUCUCCUGUCAUUCAUUUAUGGGUUGAACGUUUAGCUUUGACCAUGGAACUCACUGCCUUGCACAGUCCAAGAGGCCUCCACUCUAAAGACCUUCACAAGCAGACUGAUGACUGUUACUCACGCUUUUCAUUAAUGUAUCUCUAUUUACUUCCUAAAUAAUACAUCCCAAAGGCUUAGGUCUUUUUUCUGCUGUUUAUUUUGUAUCUUGUGCUUUGUGUAAAUGUGAAUGUCUAAUACCAGUUUCCACAAUCUGUAUUGCUGCACGACAAUAUGGCGACCAUUGGAACGUGUUUUCACUUCUUCUAGUUUACCUAACUUGUUGCAGACACUCAUCUUGAUCAGGAGUGCUGAGUGUUUUCUGAUACAAGAUCCUAUCCAUAUAUACCCUGUACAUUAUCAUGUGCAUUAGAGUCACCCGGGUUCCAUCUGCGGUGGUUUGUUGUAUGUUACAUCUAUAUGGUGCAGAUAC